Molecule: messenger RNA, 1589 nt
Organism: Saccostrea cuccullata (small rock oyster)
Lineage: Eukaryota; Metazoa; Mollusca; Bivalvia; Ostreida; Ostreidae
Product: neuromedin-U receptor 2-like
Exons: 1
Biological process (GO): G protein-coupled receptor signaling pathway
Cellular component (GO): membrane
Molecular function (GO): G protein-coupled receptor activity
Source: RefSeq, a predicted model, not a curated record
AACGAGACGAAGAUAAAUGUUUCAAAUAUGAGCAAUUUGUGGAAUUAUAGCGUGUCAACAACAACGGAUAAUAAAACGUUUCCUCCAUUAAAUAUUACCUCCUCUCUACUAUCGUCGACUUUACUGGACAAUUAUAGGAAUUAUAACAACCAGAUACUGGUGACACAGUUUCUACCUACUUUAGUUUAUGUCUGUAUUCUGUUCGUGGUAGGAAUAAUUGGAAACGCUUUAGUGUGUUAUGUUUAUAAAAUCAAAUGGAAAAUAAAAAAGAAACCCUCUACUCUUUUCAUCCUAGUACUAGCUGGAUAUGACCUCGUAAAUUGUUUCGUCACUAUGCCGUUCGAGAUAGCUCUUGUAUCCAACUACAUAUCAUUUGACUUUCCCAUCGUCUGCAAACUGUCAAGAUUUAUGACUUAUGGUUUAAAUGCAGCUUCUACUGUUAUUCUCUUGGGAAUAGCUAUUGACAGAUUAUUGGGCAUUCGAUAUGGAUUUAAACUCGGAUCUUUGACAAUGCGACAGGCCAGAUUGAUUGUUGCACUUUCAUUAUUUCUAGGAAUUUUAACAAACUGGCCUGCAUUGUUACUUUACGGAACAUACGAGGAAAUCGGAUUUAAAACUUGCUAUUUUGCAACACAAUAUAAAAAUUCUGAUUAUGUAACAGCGCAAGUUGUUUUUAUCAUCGUUACGUCAUUAAUUGGAGAUAUUAUCUUCAUUUCCAUAUAUUCAUUGAUAGGAUAUACGAUUUAUCAGCAACAAAAUAAGACUGUCAAAAGUAAAGACACGAACUUGGAAACAGCAAGGAUUUGUUGCAAAUCAGAGAAUGACAUUUGUAACAUUCCUGAUCAAUCACGGACUUCUAUUGAUUUUACCCAAGAAAAAGGAAAGAGCACCAUGAGUUUGUUUAGCAAAGGCGACGGAAAUGGUUAUAAUUCAUUUGCAAAGACAGACCUGUUUCUCCAACAAGAAAACAAACCUGAAUCGCGUGGUCGCUCCGGAAGUGAGGCCAUUGGAAGUCUUCUUACCCUGUUGAAGACCAAUACUGAAUCGCAGAAACAUCGAAGCUCUACAUUUAGCAACAGCGAAGGAAAACGUUUUGGUCCGUCUUUCAAAGCAAGAAAAACUACCUUCAUGCUCUUUACUGUUACAAUAGUCUACAUACUUACCUUCUUACCGUUUGGCGUACUAGGUAUCGUAGAUUUACAUCGGCAACAUCUUUCAAUGAAUAAUCUGUCUGUGGUAGAGUUGAAUCUUUACCACCUUUUGUUCCGAUCUUAUAUGCUCAGCAUGGCAGUGAAUCCUAUUAUAUUUAGUUUCCUCAACAAACAUUUUCGAUCAGAAUGUUUUUCUCUCCUGAAAGAUGCAUUACUUUGUGUUUUUUCUUGCUUUUAUACUAGAGAAAAUAAAUAAAUGAAGUGUUUUUAAAUAAAGUAUUGCAAUUUGAAAUAAAAAUAUACUCCUUUAUUAUACAAGCUAAUCUUCAAAUGAGGAACUAUAAAUUUAAGGAGUGGUAGAAUCAGUGUUCAAAUAAUUUAUGAAAGAUAUAUCAACUUUACCUAUUCCCAAAAAGUCGUUUUAAAAUAAAAUAUAAA